AUGUUUAAAAUAAAUAAGGCUUUUCUAACUUAUUCGUGGAGAUGGAAGAUAAAUGAAGAUUUGUGUGGAAUAUGUCAGCAGACAUUUGAUCAGAUGUGUCCUAAAUGCACACAUCCUAUUGAGUGCAAACCUUGUGUAGGAAUGUGUGAUCAUACGUAUCAUGUACAUUGUAUAGCAGACUGGAUUAUUAAGAAAAGAUUCUGUCCGAUGUGCCGUGUACCGUGGAGUGUAAAGAGAACAUUUGACAGUGCUAAUUAA
This is a messenger RNA of Vairimorpha ceranae, 258 nucleotides long. Its product is annotated as anaphase promoting complex subunit. Gene Ontology annotation, molecular function: cullin family protein binding; zinc ion binding; ubiquitin protein ligase activity. Bases 1 to 258 code for a protein of 85 amino acids. Gene Ontology annotation, cellular component: nucleus; anaphase-promoting complex. Gene Ontology annotation, biological process: protein ubiquitination; anaphase-promoting complex-dependent catabolic process; positive regulation of mitotic metaphase/anaphase transition. The transcript has a single exon. The record is from RefSeq and is a predicted model, not a curated record. Lineage: Eukaryota; Fungi; Microsporidia; Nosematidae.